AGAUCAGUGCAUCGGAAUCCCGACCCGGUGCCCGCCACCCGACGACCUGAGCCGGUGACCUGUCUGGAAAUCCUCCGUUCGGCCAGUUCACGGUGUUGCACCGGUGCUGUUCGAUUCAUCUUAUUGUCGCUGACGUUCCUCUGGUACUAGUUUGUCCCGAGGAGGAGAAUCGAAGGCCGAAGACCGAAAGCUUCGGCAUCUCCGGUGGUUUCUUCAGCUAUUUUCGGUGAAUCCGGCGACUGUUAGGGAUGCAUGAGGCAAGUAACUUCUUCUACUCAUCAUGCUAUAAACGUUGGUAUACUUGUUUUUCGAAUUCGGUUUAGUUUUGGUUUUUUGGAAGACUUGGUAUUUCUGGGUUUUAUGAAUUAUGACUACCGCAGGUUACUGCUCAGGGAGAUGGUUCUGGUCUAUGUUAGUUCAUAAUUUGUGUUCUAGAAAUCAGCCUCGGAGCUUCAGUUUUUUUGUUUCGUAUUUGCAACUCUCCGUCUUUUACCACAUUUGUUCGUUUCAUUUCGUUAUUCUUCUUCUUCGGUUUCCGAUCCCUAAUCCGCGGCUCUGCUUCGAUUUCACUGGGAGGUUGUGAUUGGAAUUUGCGGAAAUGGGGUUGAUCUCGGGGAUUCUGAUGGGGAUGUUGUUCGGAAUUGAGUUGAUGGCCGGUUGGCGUCACCUGAUGGCGUACCGAAGUACCAAGCUAGUCGCUAAGUUUUCGCAGGAAACAGAAAGAGUCAAAGAGAGAUAGCAGAGAUGAAAGAAGAAGAGAUGAUGACAAUGAUAUCACGGCUACCAGGGAACAGGCUAAGCCCUUCCCACCUACAUUUGUUCUUAUCAAAUUAACACGUGCUGCUCACGUGGCUGGGCCCAAACAACCCGAGCACUCCAAACUCGGAGCACGGAAGACGUUCUCAUCUAUCGCAUACAUUUCUCUCUCGCUUCCUCUCUUGUUGCUAUGGCUGCGGCAACGGAUCCAGCAGUUACACAGUACUCACAUACUGCUCUACCGCCAAUACUGACAAGCGUCAAGAAGCUUUCAGAGUCAUCACAAGUCACUUCUAUUCCUUCGACUUAUACUUACCCCGUUAAUCCUCAAGAUAAGUCAGUUUUGAUAGAUUACGAUUCAAAAAUCCCCAUCGUUGACUUCUCUCUUCUCACAUCUGGUACUCCGGAGCAGAGGUCCAAAGCCAUCAGCGACCUUGGUAAAGCAUGCGAGGACUGGGGCUUUUUCCUGGUGAUCAAUCAUGGUGUUCCUGAGGAGCUGAUGAAAGCGGUCAUGGAUGGAAGUUUAAGAUUUUUUUAUCUGAGUGAGGAGGAGAAGCACGAGUAUCAAGGGAAGCAUGUAUUGGACCCGAUAAGGUGUGGCACCAGCUUCAAUGCUUCGGUGGAUAAAGUCUUGUUUUGGAGAGAUUUUCUCAAGGUUUUUGUAUACCCUGAGUUUCACUUCCCUGAUAAGCCCGCUGGCUUCAGUCAACUUUCAUCCGAGUAUUGCAAGAGAACAAGAGAAGUUACAAGGGAACUACUAAAAGGAAUAUCACUGAGCUUAGGAUUGGAGGCUGACUACUUAGAUACGGCCUUAAAUGUGAAAUCCGAAGGUUUACAGGUCUUCAUUGCAAACUUGUAUCCUCCUUGCCCACAGCCAGAGCUUGCACUGGGCAUGCCCCCUCAUUCUGAUCAUGGCCUCCUCACCCUCCUCAUUCAAAAUGGAAUUAAUGGCCUUCAAGUGCAACACAAUGGUAAGUGGGUCAAUGUCAACGCCAUACCCAACUCCUUUCUUGUUAACACUGGCGAUCACCUUGAGAUCUUUAGCAAUGGGAAGUACAGGAGCAACAUACAUCGAGCAGCGCUAAACAACAAAGGUACAAGAAUAUCUAUCGCCGUUCCAACUGGUCCAUCUCUAGAUGUAGUUGUGACUCCGGCAUCAAAGUUGGUAGAAAAUGGAAAUCAUCCACCAGCAUAUGUUGGGAUGAAGUAUAAGGAUUAUCUAGAACUUCAGCAAAGCAGCAUGCUUGAUGGGAAAGCGGUCUUAGAUCGUGUGCGUAUUUAAAAUAUUUGAAGACUCUGAUGGCUUGGUGUCUGGUGUUCUUAUUAGCGACAUAUUAGAGUAAACAAGUUGGGAAGGAGAUACAGAAUUAGCAAAAUAAGCUACAAAUAAUUGCUACUUCACCAUAAACUUGUAAUCUUGUUGGGAAUUUAUAUUAGACAGUGGGUAAGCUUGUAAACUUACCUAGCUCUUUGACCA
Rosa chinensis is the source of this 2233-nucleotide messenger RNA. Its product is annotated as 2-oxoglutarate-dependent dioxygenase 19. The record is from RefSeq and is a predicted model, not a curated record. The transcript has 5 exons. NCBI's taxonomy places the organism in Eukaryota, Viridiplantae, Streptophyta, Magnoliopsida, Rosales, Rosaceae. Bases 947 to 2038 code for a protein of 363 amino acids.